Molecule: messenger RNA, 1491 nt
Organism: Exaiptasia diaphana
Lineage: Eukaryota; Metazoa; Cnidaria; Anthozoa; Actiniaria; Aiptasiidae
Product: tolloid-like protein 1
Exons: 5
Coding region: 1-1491 (496 amino acids)
Source: RefSeq, a predicted model, not a curated record
AUGCAUGUUCUCUUGGCUCUMAAUACCGCUUGUCCAAAGGAUGCUUUUAAAGAAGGGGCUACUCUCAAACCCCGCUGGAAGUACGAGAUCCAAAGUCCAGGUUUUCCAAGAAAUUACCAGCCCAAUCAAACUUGUACUUGGAAAGUAUUUUUCCCUCAAUAUUUGAAAAAUGUACACAAAAGUUAUCAGAUGAUGCUGGUGUUCGACGUCAUGGAAAUAGAGCCUUGUACGUACUGUGGUUGUGAUUGGUUGGCGUAUUCUUAUAGGGAAAGUGAUUUACCAACAACCUCUCAGACCUAUUACUAUUAUAAAAAAUGCUCAUUGUACUCCAAAAAUGCCAUUGCCACUCUGAAGGAAAGUAGCUACAGCAAUAUUCGCAUAUAUUCCGAUCAAAUAAGUUCAAAUCAAAAGGAAUUUUGGUUACGAUUUCGUUCAGAUCCUUUUUCAGAAUUCAAAGGUUUCAAAGGAAAAAUAACAGUAGUAAACAGAAUGGCAUCUAGUUCACGUUGUUGGAAUACCAAAAACAUCAUCAACGAAACAAGCGGAAGCAUUUCCAGCCCCAAGUACCCAUCAAAAUACAUUCCAGGUCAGUGUAUAAUGUGGCGCCUCAUUGUUCCCWAUGGAUUUCGCGUCAAACUCACCUUUAAAGCUUUUGAGCUAGAAAAUGACAACUACUGCCUCAACGACUAUGUGGAAAUAAGAGAUUGGCAGCCCGCGGGGUGGAACGGUGAGUUACUUGGUCGGUUCUGUGGUAGUAUCAUUCCAGAAAAGCCGAUCUUCUCCUUAUCCAAUGAGAUGGCUGUAUUGUUCGUGAGUGAUKAUAACGCACAAACCGUGCACAVKGGCUUCAAUGCGCACUUUGAGAUGGAUGGUGACCAUCGCUCCAAUACGCUGUCCCAUGCAGUUUCAGGGGAUAUUCAACUGGAGCCAUUCUUCACACAUUCUGCUUUAGUGAUGGUGGUUGUCAUCAUGAAGAAACUCUUGCAAGAGAAUCUNGCAUCUAGUUCACGUUGUUGGAAUACCAAAAACAUCAUCAACGAAACAAGCGGAAGCAUUUCCAGCCCCAAGUACCCAUCAAAAUACAUUCCAGGUCAGUGUAUAAUGUGGCGCCUCAUUGUUCCCUAUGGAUUUCGCGUCAAACUCACCUUUAAAGCUUUUGAGCUAGAAAAUGACAACUACUGCCUCAACGACUAUGUGGAAAUAAGAGAUUGGCAGCCCGCGGGGUGGAACGGUGAGUUACUUGGUCGGUUCUGUGGUAGUAUCAUUCCAGAAAAGCCGAUCUUCUCCUUAUCCAAUGAGAUGGCUGUAUUGUUCGUGAGUGAUGAUAACGCACAAACCGUGCACACGGGCUUCAAUGCGCACUUUGAGAUGGAUGGUGACCAUCGCUCCAAUACGCUGUCCCAUGCAGUUUCAGGGGAUAUUCAACUGGAGCCAUUCUUCACACAUUCUGCUUUAGUGAUGGUGGUUGUCAUCAUGAAGAAACUCUUGUAA